CGGAUUUCUUCCUCCUGCCUUGACUAGAGUUUGAAAAGUCGACAAAAUGAACAGCGCAAUCCUUCAUUCUUUAUUGCUCGUUCUGUUGGGUGCUUCGUGCACAUUGGUCUCUGGAGGAUAUUUUAAACUAGAGACAAUUGACUCCGUAUACGAGGAGAAUCCUUACAUGGGAGAAUGGAGCUCUACAAUACACAACGAUACACGUUUUAGUCUCGACGUUCCUGUAAAAAAAGAAAUGCCCUGCGAUACCAUGGUAAAUGUAGACAUGAUUCACGAACAAAUGGGAGAGAUAUUUAUUUACGAAAAACCACUUCCUGAUGCAUUGAAUGACGAUGUACUUGGAAAGAGAAUUGUAGCUCACGGCUUGCCAUCUGAAAAGUUUCCCACAACAUGCCCAGUUACUCCAAAUAUGGAAUACAAAAUCUCCCAGUUCAACGUAGAUCAUGAAGCGUUGAAAUCCUUGCCCGAGGGAAAAAUUACAGGGAAGUUCGUACUAUCCAUAGAUAAGAAACCUGUAUACUAUCUGAAAUAUACCGCAACAUCUACAGUUGACAAGGCAAUGAUCAACUAAAUGUCGGAUCCGUCAACCUGAGUUAAUAACGCAAGAACAAAGCAUAGUAACGGAAAAGUCAAAGCAGAGCACGUUACAGUAGAAUAAUUUGUUAUGUACAUGCACAUAUAUACACUGAAAUAUAUUUAUCUGGGAGGAAAAAAA
This is a messenger RNA of Orussus abietinus, 715 nucleotides long. RefSeq lists its product as uncharacterized. Bases 47 to 571 code for a protein of 174 amino acids. NCBI's taxonomy places the organism in Eukaryota, Metazoa, Arthropoda, Insecta, Hymenoptera, Orussidae. The record is from RefSeq and is a predicted model, not a curated record. The transcript has 4 exons.